CCGGCGGUGGUUCCCCGCUCAGCCCGGAGCGUUCCUCCCCCGGCUCCGGCUGUUCCCGGCGUGUUCCCGGGCGGCCCCCGCCGCUCUCGCCCCCACCAUGCCGGUGGCGGCCGCCGCCCCCCUGAUCAGCUCCGUGCAGAAGCUGGUGCUGUACGAGACCAGGGCUAGGUAUUUUCUGGUUGGAAGUAAUCCUGCAGAAACCAAAUACCGCGUUUUGAAAAUAGAUCGCACUGAACCAAAGGAUUUGGUUGUGAUUGAUGAUAAGCAUGUUUAUACACAACAAGAGGUGAGGGAACUUCUGGGUCGUUUAGACCUGGGGAACAGAACCAAGAUGGGGCAGAAGGGCUCUUCUGGGUUAUCUCGAGCUGUGUCUGCUUUUGGUAUAGUAGGUUUUGUCAGGUUUUUAGAAGGCUAUUACAUUGUGUUAAUAACAAAAAGAAGAAAAAUGGCAGAUAUUGGAGGUCAUGCAAUAUAUAAAAUAGAAGAUACAAAUAUGAUCUACAUUCCAAAUGACUCUGUAAGAAUCAGUCAUCCUGAUGAGGCCAGGUAUCUGAGAAUCUUUCAAAAUGUGGACCUUUCUAGCAACUUCUAUUUUAGUUACAGCUACGAUCUGUCUCACUCCCUUCAGUAUAAUCUUACUGUCCUGAGAAUGCCACUUGAGAUAUUAAAAACUGAAACUACCCAGACCCGACAAGAGAGUUUUGAUAUAUUUGAAGAUGAAGGACUUUCAACACAGGGCGGAAGUGGUGUAUUUGGGAUUUGCAGUAAGCCUUACGAGAAGUACGUGUGGAACGCCAAGCUUCUGGAAGCAGUCAGAAGUGCUGUUCAUCGUGACUGGCUGCUGUAUAUUAUUCAUGGAUUCUGUGGGCAAUCAAAACUGUUAAUAUAUGGCCGCCCUGUAUAUGUCACUCUGAUAGCCAGAAGAUCAAGCAAAUUUGCUGGAACACGUUUUCUGAAACGAGGAGCAAACUGUGAGGGAGAUGUUGCUAAUGAAGUGGAAACUGAACAAAUACUUUAUGAUGCUUCAGUUAUGUCAUUUUCUGCGGGGAGUUAUUCUUCCUAUGUUCAGGUUCGAGGGUCUGUCCCUCUGUACUGGUCUCAAGAUAUUUCAACUAUGAUGCCUAAACCACCUAUAACACUGGACCAAGCAGAUCCUUAUGCACACGUUGCUGCUCUUCACUUUGACCAAAUGCUUCAGAGAUUUGGCUCUCCCAUUAUUAUAUUGAAUCUUGUGAAGGAACGUGAAAAAAGAAAGCAUGAAAGGAUUCUCAGUGAAGAACUUGUUGCUGCUGUGACAUAUCUCAACCAGUUCUUACCCCCAGAGCAUGCAAUUAUAUAUAUACCCUGGGAUAUGGCCAAAUACACUAAAAGCAAACUUUGCAAUGUCCUUGACAGACUGAAUGUGAUUGCAGAAAGUGUAGUGAAGAAGACUGGAUUUUUUGUAAAUCGACCAGAUUCCUACUGCAGUAUCUUGCGUCCAGAUGAAAAGUGGAAUGAACUGGGAGGUUGUGUUGUUUCCACUGGUCGCUUGCAGACUGGAGUCCUUCGAACCAACUGUGUGGACUGUUUAGAUCGCACUAACACAGCCCAGUUUAUGGUGGGGAAAUGUGCUUUGGCCUACCAGUUGUAUUCAUUGGGACUGAUUGAUAAACCAAAUUUACAAUUUGAUACAGAUGCUGUAAGAUUAUUUGAAGAAUUAUAUGAAGAUCAUGGGGACACACUUUCUCUGCAGUAUGGAGGCUCUCAGCUUGUCCACAGAGUAAAAACCUACAGAAAGAUUGCUCCAUGGACUCAGCAUUCCAAAGAUAUUAUGCAAACACUCUCAAGAUACUACAGUAAUGCUUUCUCAGAUGCAGACAGGCAGGAUUCUAUCAAUCUCUUUCUGGGAGUGUUCAAACCUGCAGAAGGAAAGCCACAUCUCUGGGAACUUCCCACUGAUUUUUAUUUGCAUCACAAGAACUCCCUCAAUCUGUCACAGACCAGGCAAAGCUACACUUACUGGUGGACUACAGGUGUGCUAAAGCAUUUACCUCUUCCUUUUGAUGAAGUGACAUGUGCUGAAAACAGACGCAAGUUGACCGUGAAGAAAUUCCACAAAUAUGAUGAGGAAAUUGAUAUACACAAUGAGUUCUUUAGGCCAUAUGAGUUGAGCAGUUUUGAUGAGACCUUCUGCUUGGCAAUGACCAAUUCUACAAGAGAUUUUAUGCCUAAGAAUGUGGGCAUUGAUCCAAGUCCAUUCACUGUUCGUAAACCUGAUGAAACUGGAAAAUCUGUGUUGGGGAACAAAAAUAAUAGAGAAGAAACUGUGCUGCAGCGCAAAACAGCUGCUAGUGCUCCUCCACCCCCAAGUGAGGAAGCAGUGUCAAGUAGUUCUGAAGAUGAUUCUGGGACAGAUAAAGAAGAUGAAGGUGCAGUUUCUCAACGUUCAACUCCUGUAAAGGUGACUGAUACAGGAGACAAUACAAAAAUCACAGAGAAUGUAGUACAAGCAACAAAAGACGUGUAUGGAGUCAAUCUUUCAGAUAUCCCUACAGAAGAUGAUCUUGCAAUAUAUGAAAGGUUUGUUCAGCUGGGACAGGGUCAGCAUAAACAAGACAAGGCCAGCCAGCAAUUUUGUUCAAAACACCCCUUGGAUAAGGUCAUAAAUUUAAAACCCAUCUCCUCCUUUUCUCAAGACAAUAUUUAUGAAGUCCAGCCUCCAAGAACUGAUAGGAAAUCAAUAGAGAUUUUCCACGCACACAUUCAGGCUGGAAGAGGAAACAUGCAGCCCCUGGGAAGAGAUGACCUCCUCAUGUACAGAGAGUACAUUCGAAACAGAUACAUGUAAAUCCAAGCUGGAUUCUCCUGCCAAAUCCACUGGACUGAUAAGUCACAAAAAUAAUUUUAGAAAGGAAAUCUAGUUUUGUUCUUUUGCAGUAAUGAAUUUGUUACUAACUUUUCUAUUUAUUGUUGUUUACUGUUAUCCAUUUAUUGUAUUGUGCUUUAGGGAGAAAGGUGGGUUAAUGUCUGAUUUAAAAGGUUAUUUAAUAUAUUUUUAGCUGAAAGUGUGUCCUAAGACACUAAGUGAAUAAUCAGAGGACUCAGAGUCACUAGAGAGUAUGUAGCAAUUUGUGGCAAAGAAAAUAUGGCAUCUUUAACUUUUUUAUAUUAAUUUCUUACAUUGUUAUGUUUGCUAAUAAAACUGAAGUGAAUUGUACACAAGAGCAGAAGAGAAGUUUUCUUCCUCUUUCUUGCCUGACACAAAACAGUCUUCUUUUACAGCAGAAUAUUUUCUGAUAUUUCUUGAGGUUUUUAGCAAACUAAGUGCUAGAAUGACUGCUUGCAAUUUUCUGCUUUCUUAAGCAAAAGUGAAAAAUAUGUGACUUAUGUCAAAAUCAAAACUUGCACCAACACCAAUAAACUUUGUAACCCUAAUAUGUGUCAAACUCAAUGUCACUGAUGCUGGUAGCUACAGAAUCUGUGCCACAUGCUGCAGGGUGAGGAUGGCUUGUGACUAAUUAUCACAGGUUUCUAGUACAAGUCUGAGGAGAACCCCAUAAUGACUGCAUCAGCAAAUGAGGGAAUGCUCUUCACAUCACUGGGUUUGGACACCUGGAGAGUGCCAAACUCUCCUGUCAUUUUUCUGUAUGACAUGCAUUAUCCUUUUGAAGCACACCCUUCCCACCCCUGUGUUUGUGCUCCUGUGAGAUGCCUUCAGAUUCAAGCCUGGAGCCUCCAGCGAAAGUGGCUGGAUCAGCUGGGGAGAUCAUGCAAGAGGAAGCAGAAGUUGGUUUAGGCAAGACUGAACAUCAUGUCCUGUGCUGGGUAAGAGGUAAAGAGGCAGCAAAUGUCUAAAUAGGUUCUUUUGGGCUUGUGAGCAAAACAUUUUUCAAGUUAAAAUAAAAAGGAAGGGAGGAAGCCUGCUAUUUGUAAUUGCAAGCUAAAAUUCCCAACACUUUGUGGCCCUUUGCCUUGAAGACUCAAGCAGCAUUCUUAACAGAACAUUUUGUUCCACAGGCUUGUGCAGACCAUGUUUCAGAAUUUUCUGGAAUAGCAGAAUAACUACUUUAGGGAUGCAGCCAACUGCAUGUAACAGAUGUAGAGAACAUGUUUGUGUUCACAGUAAAUUGCCUUUCAGGCAACUACUGUAGAAUUGUGGCUGCUCACUGCAAGCAUGUUUGCAUAUCUUUGAAUAUUUUAUGCAGUGAGUUGCACCUCUGUCAGUAACUCAAUACAAGAAAAGAUGCAGUGGGUAAAGGGAAAAAAGGUUUCUUGUGAUACAAGUUUGUGUGUCUCAGGGAAGGACUUGUCAAUGAGAGCAUGGUACCUUGAGUUACCAAAGCAUUUUAGUGUCCAUUCUGUUUUGUUAAUUGUUUUGAGCCAAAUAGUUGUAUUUUAGGAGAUGCAAGAAUGAAUUGUCACUUUAGAUAAUACUUCAUUACAAUUGUCAAUGUUUUUUCCUCUGGAAAAAUAAAAUAUACUGAAUUCUUUUGCCCAGUAUGAAAAUAAUUAGAAGCAAUAAAUGCUUGCUUUGAAAAAAAGUACAGCUGGAGUUCAUGUCUUAGUGAGACAAGCACACACUUUCCUUACUGCACUUAAACUGUUGCAAAGAAUGGUUUCUAGACUAUCACAGACCUUACUUUUGUUGUUGAUAGAUACUGGUAAUGCAUAAAAGUUACCCUUGAAAGUGCACCACUUAC
Messenger RNA from Melospiza georgiana, 4679 nucleotides. It is a transcript of the gene FIG4, whose product is annotated as FIG4 phosphoinositide 5-phosphatase. The record is from RefSeq and is a predicted model, not a curated record. NCBI's taxonomy places the organism in Eukaryota, Metazoa, Chordata, Aves, Passeriformes, Passerellidae. Bases 98 to 2827 code for a protein of 909 amino acids. Gene Ontology annotation, biological process: phosphatidylinositol dephosphorylation. The transcript has 23 exons. Gene Ontology annotation, cellular component: intracellular membrane-bounded organelle. Gene Ontology annotation, molecular function: phosphatidylinositol-3,5-bisphosphate 5-phosphatase activity.